Messenger RNA from Thunnus maccoyii (southern bluefin tuna), 1712 nucleotides. It is a transcript of the gene fibpa, whose product is annotated as fibroblast growth factor (acidic) intracellular binding protein a. The transcript is spliced from 11 exons. NCBI's taxonomy places the organism in Eukaryota, Metazoa, Chordata, Actinopteri, Scombriformes, Scombridae. Bases 380 to 1453 code for a protein of 357 amino acids. The record is from RefSeq and is a predicted model, not a curated record. Gene Ontology annotation, biological process: platelet aggregation. Gene Ontology annotation, cellular component: nucleus. Gene Ontology annotation, molecular function: fibroblast growth factor binding.
UUUCCUGUGACGUCACAAACCGGAAGUAUGUGUUAGCGUCUGCUGUUGUUGACAGUAGCACUACAGUGAUUCUACCAUUUGAUAUAUUGUAUGUUCGGGCUUUAAAGACGAACUUAAAGACUUAUGCUAGAUACCUGAUUACACCGACACGUUAUUUUGGUCUUAACUAAGCGUUUUGAGAUCUGGUCAUUAAUUUAUUCUGGUAACUUUGCGACGUAGCUAGCAUUGGAUGCUAGCAUGUAAUGGAAGAAGUGAGCUAAUUAGGAAGCCAUGGAAACUAAUUUUAAGCUUAUCUCUUAGGCUGUUGCGGUAAACUUAAAAGGUCAGCUUUUACUUUAGUUUGGAGCUUAAAACUGGUUGGGAUAACACUCCAAACAAGAUGGCAGUAGAGUUGGAUGUGUUCGUGGGUAACACUACUAUCAUGGAUGAGGAGGUCUACCAGCUCUGGUUGGAUGGAUACACAGUGAACGAUGCAGUGAAGGUACGGAUGGAAGGAGGAGUGCUGGAGGAGUUUGAGGCAAGUGCAGAUGUUCUGCUGAGUGACACCAUGGACCAGUACAGGACUUUCCAGAUGUGUGAGCGUCUGCUGCACAGUCCAUCCAAACUAGCCAACCAACUGCUGUUCCAGAUCCCACCUCAUCGACAAGCCAUGCUCAUAGAGAGAUACUACGCCUUUGAUGAUGCAUUUGUCCGUGAGGUCCUGGGAAAGAAACUCUCAAAAGGAACCAAAAAAGACUUGGACGAUAUCGGUGCCAAGACAAAUGUUACACUGAAAAGCUGCAGACGACAGUUUGACAACUUCAAGCGUGUUUUCAAAGUCGUGGAAGAGCUUAAGGGACCCCUGGUGGAGAACAUACGUCAGCAUUUUCUUCUUUCCGACAAGCUUGCAAGGGAUUAUGCUGCCAUUGUUUUCUUUGCCAACAAUCGCUUUGAGACGGGAAAGAGAAAGUUGCAGUAUCUCACUUUCCAGGACUUUGCUUUCUGUGCUGGGCUGCUUAUCAACAACUGGACAGUUGGGGCAGUCGACAACAUGGUGGAAGACAUGGACGUGGAUCUUGAUAAAGAGUUUUUACAAGAGCUGAAAGAGCUGAAGAUUUUAAUCACUGACAAAGAUCUGUUGGAUCAACACAAAAGUCUGGUCUGUACAGCCCUCAGGGGAAAAACUAAAACUUUUAAUGAGAUGGAGGCUAAUUUCAAGAAUCUUUCCAGAGGCCUUGUCAACAUUGCGGCAAAGUUAACAAACACAAAAGAUGUCAGAGAUUUCUUCAUUGAUCUUGUCGAGAAGUUUAUUGAGCCGUGCCGUUCAGACAGAUGGACAGCUGCGGACAUGAAACUCUACCUCACUCACUACACCAACUCUGCACACAUACUGGACACAUUCAAACAUCAGGUUGUGUGGGACCGAUACAUGGGCGUCAUCAAAAGCUGUAUCUUCAAAAUGUAUCAUGACUAAAGCAUUUUCUUCGCGGCUCGCCUCUCUACUUCCCUCCCGCUCCUUUUCUCAAUUUGUUUUCUACCCCCCACCCCACCCCGGCAGAAGCUGUUAUGUUAGCCCCUUGGAUUGUGCUUUCUCUGUUCAUUUCAUCAGCGGUGAUGAAUUUGGCUUCUCAAUCCCCAUGAUCGCUUUCUGCUCCCCCCUGUUUGUGCUCCUAGUGUUCUUUGCAGUGUCUGUAAAUCUGGUUUGUAAAUAAAAUGAACACAUUUACAUCAAA